CGGGAUCGUGGUGGUGGUGGUGGAAGAUCCCGGGAUUUUCUCUCCCCUGCCCGGCCUUGUCCGGGUCGCCGGGGGCUGCCGGGCGGAGCUCCAGGAUGUGGAAACUGGUGCCCGCCUCGGGAAAAGGAGAACCAUAUCGGCUUCUAAGCGGUGUAGAAUAUGUUGUUGGACGCAGAAACUGCACAAUUCUCCUUCAGGACGAUCAGUCUAUCAGUCGAAGUCACGCAGUUCUGACUGUAAGUCGGCCUGAAACAAGCCCUAGUCAGUGUCUCUCAGUACCUAUAUUAACAGUAAGAGAUACAUCCAAGUAUGGCACUUUUGUUAAUGGAUCAAAACUCAAUGGUGCUUCAGUGUCUUUGCAGUCAGGUGACAGAAUCAACUUUGGAGUCUUUGAGAGCAAGUUUAGAGUGGAAUAUGAACCUUUGGUUGUCUGCUCCUCGUGUUUAGAUGUAGCACAGAAAGAUGCUUUAAAUCAAGCCAUCCAGCAGCUUGGAGGCCUUGUAGUGAAUGAAUGGACAAAAGAAUGUACCCACCUUGUAAUGGUAUCAGUAAAAGUUACUGUUAAGACUAUAUGUGCUUUGAUUUGUGCUCGACCAAUUAUAAAACCGGAGUUUUUUUCUGAAUUAAUCAGAGCUAUUCAGUCCAGGCAACAGUUGCCAAAUCAUGAAAGCUUUUAUCCUCCAGUUGAUGAGCCUUCCAUUGGCAGCGAAAGCUUGGAUUUAUCUGAGCAUCAUGAAAGGAAAAAAAUAUUCAGUGGAAAAACUUUUGUAUUUCUAACUGCCAAGCAGCACAAGAAACUGGGUCCAGCAGUUGUUCUUGGAGGAGGGGAAGUAAAGUUGAUGACAGAAGGAAGAAAAGAAAUGCCUUUACUACUUUCUCCUGCAGUCUGUGUAGUUGAUGUGGGUUUGGCAAACUCUCAGCUCUCAGGAUCUGACUCUGUGACAAACUGGACUGAUUCCAUUCUGACUGACUUGGAAAGCAAGAAUCUUAGGGCUAUUCCAGAGGCAGAAAUUGGAUUGGCAGUUAUUUUCAUGUCUACAGAAAAAUACUGCAACCCUCAAAAGCAGCCUGCUUCCAAAGCUGUAGCUGCAAGUUCUGCAUCAGCUGUCGUAGGCCGAGCCAUUUCCCAGAGUCCGGCUGUGGAUGAAACCAUCAUGCCAACUGCUGCAGAUAGCAGCACCUUAUACAUACCUGAUACAGAAGAGCAGACAUGCAUGGAGAUAGAGAAUACUUCCCAGGUGCAUAGACAAAGGAAAAUGGCUUUCCAGGAUACAACUGGAAAGAAAAACAGUGGCACAAGUAGCAGUGUAAAUGCAGGAGCAUCGAUACCUAGAGGGAACAGAACAUCUGGGCUCAGUCAAAGAAGUCAGCCUGUCUCACCGUCUAAAAUUCUAGAAGCUGGCAAACCUCGUGAGAGUGCUUCACGUCACCAGUCGAACUCAAUUAUGAAUUACUUUCAGGUUUCUAGAAAAAGGGAAAGAGCUGAAGAAGAAGAAACAUCUGUACCUAAAAUAGCAAAAUUGGAGGAAAGGUCAUCACCUCUUCCCAAGUGCACUGAUUCCACAACUUCAUUGAUCUGCAACAGUGAAGCAAAACAGAAUCAAAAGAAAAAUAACAUCCUUGAGCCAAACCCAAAUUUUGCAGAAGACAUGGGUAUAAAGCCUGUGAGGGAAAGUGUCAAACUAACAAGUGAUAGAACAGACACUAAAACCACUUCUAGUGAAAAUCAUGCACCAAAAAAGAGAAAGGAAUUAGAUGAUUUAUCUAAAGAUACAGAAGCACUAGAAAUUGUGUUUGGAAGUGGAGACAUAGACUGGGAAGAUCAAAUGGUAGAUCAUGACCAGGAAGCUCAAAGAAGUAAACGGAAAAAACAAUGUUUGGAAGCCAAAGGAAGCAGGAUUCCAGAAGUAAAUGUAAAUCAGCAAGAGGAGAAUAAAGUAUUGAAAGAAGAGGAUCUUGGAUCAGUUCUAACUUCAGAAAUGAAAAGUAAUAUCAAGCAAGAGUCUCCAGUCUUGAACCACAGCAAACUGCAAGAUGACUCCAGCAAUCUUCCUAGCAGGCUUCUGUUGACGGAGUUCAGAUCACUGGUUGUCAGCCAUCCAAGACAGAACAGUCGUCUCUCUGGAAAUACCAGCUAUGGGGGAAAGAAAAAUUUCAAAAUGUUCAAAAAGGUAGCUUACCCUGGGGCAGGACAACUUCCACACAUUAUUGGAGGAUCAGAUUUGAUUGCUCACCAUGCUAAAAAGAAUUCAGAGCUAGAAGACUGGUUAAGGCAAGAAAUAGAGGAACAGAACAGACAUGCAAGAGAAGAAUCACUUGCUGAUGAUCUCUUUAGGUAUGAUCCUAAUGUGAAAAGAAGAAGAUAAAUUGUGAUCUGGAUUUACAGUGUUUCUCUGGCAAAACCUGCUUUCUGUUCCUUAAGUUUCCUGAUUACAGUGUAUAUGAUGUUCCUAUAUAUGACCAUUUGAAUAUCUCUUAUUGUAAGACAUGUUUUCUAAGUCUUGCUUUUAUUAAAAAAAGAGAAAAGUUCCUUUCACUGCUUGGUACUUACAGAUUGCACCAUUGUCAAGACCUUCCCAUUAUUCACUUCAGAGUAAUGCUCAGUAAAAUACUAUAGAUACUUAGGAUUUCAUUUUAGACUAUUUCUAAUGUUUGGUUAUCAGUACUGUUUUGGGAAAAAAAGAAAGUUGCCAUCAGGCCAUUUUUUCUUUUUUUCAGAAAGCCUUUGUUAAUUAGGUAAUUUCAAAGGUAUCUUAAGAAUUGAAAAUCUGUUGAGGCUGAGAUUCAACUGGUGUUUGAUCAUGAUAUGAUAGGGUUGAUAAGAUAUGAUCGUUAUAUGAUUCAUAAUGAACCACUUCUCUGUGGUUCAUUUUAUAGAGCAUAUUACUGGUACAGAAUAUCUUGGAACUGAAAAAACCAGCUUAUUUUUCUCUUGCUUAAACAUAUUUUCAUUUACACCUUUAAAUUAGUGUGAUUGAAUAUUCAUUUGUUAAAACCUACUUCCAAGCCAGACAAAGUCUUAAAGAGCUGUGACACCGGAAUUUGGAAUUUGAAAUUAUAUGACCCAUUUCUUUCUUUUAUACCUUUACUUUUUGCAAUCACUGUGUAAAAAUACGGCCUUCAAAAUAGUUCGAUUGACUGAGAAAGCUAUGAAACAAUUCAUAGCUUGUGGAUUAGGAGAGCGCAUCUUAAUGAUCUGAGAAUUGCAAUUAGUGAGAUUACGCUGGAAGUACAGUGAGAAACUUUCCAGACUUCCUGCUCAGGUGUAUGAAGUCUGUCUCACACACAGAUAGAGAUGGACAAUAGCUCCAUUGCAUCCUGUUUCAAGGGGGAGGAUCUCCUUCCUCAUGUGAGGAAGUAAUCCGGUUGAUGUAAUUGAAUUGGUACAGAGUCACUCCCUCUGCCAAGAGCUCUGAGCAUACAAUCAACAUGAGCUGCACCCUUUGAAGGGGCUCCGUUGUGUAUCAGAUGUGAGGAACAGCAUUGUGGGAUCUGUGCAUGUGAAGAUAGCAGAUGUGCUGAAGUCAUCAUGGUUGCAACACGCAGAAAAAAAACUUGGCCUUCCAAAGCCAGUGUUUUCUUGGGUCUGUCUUGGCAUCUUCUUGCUGGUCAGCAGUGUCCAGAGUGAUACACAAAGUGCAACCCAAUACUUCUGAGCUCCACAAAAGCCGUGAGAGUGUUUGCUUCAGGGCACGUCAAAUCUUAUCCACCAAACACCUUUGAAAAGACUUAAGCAAUUCUUAAGCAGUUGAAAUUCUUUCUGAAGGGGAUGUACUGACUGUUCUAUCCUCAGGUGAGUUUUUCUGCUAUCACUGUGAGAAUUUCCAGGUUUUCUGGCUGAAGACCUACUGGUCCAACAGCUCUUGUAGACUGCUGAGGUUUUGGAUUGUUGUUACUCAAUUCAAGCGAAUAGUUUGGAUAGCAGUGUAUCAAUGGACAAGAUUCUUCAGAAAGGUUGUGUUUACAGUUGUAAAAAAACAGCUGGAGAAUUUCUGAGGUGAAAGGACAAUACAUGCAAUGUAUAGGGGCCUUCCACAACAACGACUAAGUCCUUUGCUGCUCAGACUGCAGUCUGCUAGGGGCUCAAACAACCCUGGUGGCAUAGCUGAGAGCACUCUUGUUCAUGUUUUAUGAUUUAGGGCUCUUCAAAUCCAGUUUCCCAGACAGCUGAAUUUACCAGCUUUGAUACUUAUUUAAAAAAUUUAGUAUUUAAGAGUUGUGGGUCCCUUUCAGCUCAGAAUAUUCUAGGAUUCCAACUUGAGGGUGCCAAGUAGGUGAUAUAAUUUGGUUUGUAAUCCAGUUUCAGCUGCUGUCCAGUUGAUGAAAAGCCUACACAUUAGUACACCUGAGCUUCUGCUAUAUCAGUACGAAGUUAGGCUUGCGUUAAAAAGCUUAAACAUAUAAACCCCUUAACCAUGGCUUUAAUUGUAACACCAAAUUCGUGUAACAAGUCCUAUUCAUUAUUCUGAAGUCUUCCUUCCAUUUUAACUUAUUUUUGUCAUGAUUUUCACCUCAGUACAUUAGACAAAAUAUACUUGUUUGCUUACUGGUUUGGUCUGUUACUGGAAGUUUCUGAGGUAGAGGGAAAGGGACAUAAUUACAUGAUCCAAUAAAUUUCAAUUUCCAAUAAAUUACAUCAAUAUCUGCCUUAUCCCUGGAGCUAGUGCAUUAACUUCACCUGGUGUUUCCUUUAUGGUAUAGAACAUACUGUUGUAGGCUAACCCCAGUAGGCAGCUAAGUCCCACGCAGCCACUCACACACUCCCCAGCAGGAUGGGAGAAUCGCAGAAUCAGAAAAGAGAAGGAUGGAAGGCUCAUGGGUUGAGGCAUUUCUACAGGUAAGGCAAAGGGUAUGAGCAUAAGCAAGGGCAAUCAACUUUGCAUCCUGCAGUUCAGAAAUUUUGCUGCGUGCUCUGUUUUCACUGUGCAGCUUGUGCUCUGGUUUCAACCAUUCAGUUUAUGGGAGAGCUUGUUUGGUGCUGCUUUUCUUUGGGAGUUUCAGUAAAUCAGAGAAGGUAUCUAAGGUUUCUUUCAUCUGCCACACACUCAUGGUCUGCAAGUAUACGCA
Molecule: messenger RNA, 5067 nt
Organism: Pyrgilauda ruficollis (rufous-necked snowfinch)
Lineage: Eukaryota; Metazoa; Chordata; Aves; Passeriformes; Passeridae
Gene: NBN
Product: nibrin
Exons: 16
Coding region: 96-2366 (756 amino acids)
Biological process (GO): telomere maintenance; mitotic G2 DNA damage checkpoint signaling; double-strand break repair via homologous recombination
Cellular component (GO): Mre11 complex; nucleus
Molecular function (GO): protein binding; damaged DNA binding
Source: RefSeq, a predicted model, not a curated record